AUGUUCGUGUUCAGUGGUUCGCCAUGCAUUUUUGAAUCGUUCACUCCUAUCUGCAACGAGAUGCAGAACUGCUCGUACCCUUCUUCCAGACGCCUUUACAAGCGGCCGAUGGGGCGGUUAAACUACUCUGUGGAAGAACAAGAUGAUAAGUUUAUUAUCUCAUUACGGAAAGAUGUUCCUGAGGAGUUGUUAUAUCGUGCAGUUGAAGAACGCGUCAACGCAUAUAAAGAACGCGCUCCGCGAUAUAGUCUUGUAACAGACUUCUUUGGUAACCAAUACUGCGUUCAAAAUCAUGUAGACCAGCAACAGCUGCUAUGUGAGGCGAUGAGAAACAUCGACAUGAACGAGUUGGGUAGCCAUUUGGCUCAGAUGACUUUCCAUGAUUACCAGGUUACGUUAUCAGCUGAUGGCCACACAUUGGUUGUCGAGAGCGCAGACGAUAAUGUUCAUAAGGAGUUUGAAUUGCAAACUGAGUUCGAAGACGUUGCAAUUGAAAACUUUGAGAUGGCGCGUGAAAAUACAGCCAUCGUCAAAAUUGCUCUCAAAAAGCCACUUCCUAGGCCUCAGAAGAGAGUAUGUACGUCGAUCCCAGUAAUGUGGCAUAAUACCAAGUCUAGAAAGAAUAGCCAAAAAUUGGAGUCCGGUGACGCAUUGGAUGGUACAACAUCAGAUGUGCCCAGAGAGGCUAUAGGAGAAAAUCAGCAUGAACUAAGAGUUAACGGUAAUGGUUUGAACGCAAAAUCACAGUCUGUGAAUAGGAAGUUCACUGGUAAGGCCACUACAGAAAUGCAUGUCACUAUCGAAGACUUAGAAGAUGAAGAGUUUCUCAGAUGGGAGAGGUCUUUGGGCCAGGCGCCCAAGGGACAUGCAAUUAUAGAAGAUGCUGCAUAA
Eremothecium gossypii ATCC 10895 is the source of this 891-nucleotide messenger RNA. It is a transcript of the gene BTN2, whose product is annotated as Btn2p. NCBI's taxonomy places the organism in Eukaryota, Fungi, Ascomycota, Saccharomycetes, Saccharomycetales, Saccharomycetaceae. Bases 1 to 891 code for a protein of 296 amino acids. The transcript has a single exon. The record is from RefSeq and is marked provisional.